GAACGGCAAGAGCACGCAGAGCAGAAGUGAAAUAAAGACCGCUCCGUGGAUUACCUCGAAGUGCAAAUACAAUAUCAAUUAAAUAAAUCCACACACACACACCCACACACAUACUCAUACAAGUGACAGAGAUCUCAAGAUGGUGCUGGAAACGGAAAUGUCCAAGACCUAUCAAUAUCGCAAAGUGAUGAAACCCAUGCUGGAGCGAAAGAGACGCGCCCGCAUCAACAAGUGCCUGGACGAGCUCAAAGAUAUAAUGGUCGAGUGCCUGACCCAGGAGGGCGAGCACAUUACACGCCUGGAGAAGGCCGACAUUCUGGAGCUGACAGUGGAGCACAUGAAGAAGCUGCGCGCGCACAAGCAACUGAGAUUAGGCGCCACUGGUGUCGGCAGUAACGACAGCAAGCUGAGCAUCGCCGAGAGUUUCCGUGCCGGCUAUGUGCAUGCGGCAAAUGAAGUGUCCAAGACAUUGGCCGCUGUGCCCGGCGUCAGCGUGGAUUUGGGCACACAGCUGAUGAGUCAUCUGGGACAUCGGCUGAACUAUUUGCAGGUGGUGGUGCCCACCCUGCCCAUUGGUGUACCUCUCACACAAGCGCCCUCCGUAACAGUGUCCCUUGCUGGCAGCUCUUCGCCGGUGCUGGUCACCCCGCCGCCAUCGGAAUGCGGCAGCAUGGAGAGCGGCAGCUGCAGUCCGGCCCCCAGUGAGGCCAGCAACAGCAGCGGUUCCAUGUGGCGUCCCUGGUGAAGUGGUAAAGCAGUAGCUGCCUUCCGCAGAAGGCUGGAAUACAAAUCAUCUGAGCUACCCCAUGCAAGCGACAAUUCUCGUUGGCUGGCAAAUGCGCAAUUCUGGAGCACUCGAACAGUGGAGCACUGGCGCUGGAGUUGACAGCAUUCCACUUCCGCUAGAGCCUUCCUAUGUGGCUGGAAGUACAUACAUAUGUAGCGUAGCAAUAAAUGUCGGAUAAGACA
Molecule: messenger RNA, 969 nt
Organism: Scaptodrosophila lebanonensis
Lineage: Eukaryota; Metazoa; Arthropoda; Insecta; Diptera; Drosophilidae
Gene: E(spl)mbeta-HLH
Product: enhancer of split mbeta protein
Exons: 1
Coding region: 140-745 (201 amino acids)
Biological process (GO): regulation of transcription by RNA polymerase II; anterior/posterior pattern specification; regulation of neurogenesis
Cellular component (GO): nucleus
Molecular function (GO): protein dimerization activity; DNA-binding transcription factor activity, RNA polymerase II-specific; RNA polymerase II cis-regulatory region sequence-specific DNA binding
Source: RefSeq, a predicted model, not a curated record